Messenger RNA from Cygnus atratus (black swan), 840 nucleotides. Its product is annotated as histone H1.11L. Gene Ontology annotation, biological process: nucleosome assembly. The record is from RefSeq and is a predicted model, not a curated record. Lineage: Eukaryota; Metazoa; Chordata; Aves; Anseriformes; Anatidae. Gene Ontology annotation, cellular component: nucleosome. The coding region runs from base 27 to 704 and encodes 225 amino acids. Gene Ontology annotation, molecular function: structural constituent of chromatin; DNA binding. The transcript has a single exon.
UGCGCCCCGCUCCGCGCCGCGCCGACAUGUCCGAGACCGCGCCCGCUCCCGCCGCCGAGGCGGCGCCCGCCGCCUCCCCGGCCCCCGCCGCCAAGGCCGCCGGCAAGAAGCCGAAGAAGGCGGCGGGCGGCUCCAAGGCGCGCAGGCCCGCGGGCCCCAGCGUCACCGAGCUGAUCACCAAGGCCGUGGCCGCCUCCAAGGAGCGCAAGGGGCUCUCCCUCGCCGCGCUCAAGAAGGCGCUGGCCGCCGGCGGCUACGACGUGGAGAAGAACAACAGCCGCAUCAAGCUGGGGCUCAAGAGCCUCGUCGGCAAGGGCACCCUGGUGCAGACCAAGGGCACCGGCGCCUCCGGCUCCUUCCGCCUCAGCAAGAAGCCCGGCGAGGUGAAGGAGAAGGCGCCCAAGAAGCGGGCGGCCGCGGCCAAGCCCAAGAAGCCGGCGGCCAAGAAGCCUGCCGGCGCCGCCAAGAAGCCCAAGAAGCCGGCAGUGAAGAAGAGCCCCAAGAAAGCCAAGAAGCCGGCGGCUGCUGCCACCAAGAAGGCUGCCAAGAGCCCCAAGAAGGCGACCAAGGCUGCCAAGCCCAAAAAGGCAGCGGCAGCGAAGAGCCCAGCCAAGGCAAAGGCAGUGAAGCCCAAAGCUGCCAAGCCCAAGGCAGCCAAGCCGAAAGCAGCCAAGGCGAAGAAGGCGGCACCCAAGAAGAAGUAAACCCCCAUGGAAGAAAAGUCUUGAUCCGCACUUAAACCCAACGGCUCUUUUAAGAGCCACCCACACAUUCUCUAAAGGAGCUGAAAUACUCUCUUCAGUGUUAACAUAAUAAAAUACAGUAAAAUCUGCUGAAUAA